ACUAGGUAUGAUCCUCGUUAUUGUUUGAUAUUCGGAUCUAUCCUACUACCCUUCUGCUCCAAGCUCAAGGCAUAUUGGGUGGGGUUGACCUAUACAUAGAUACAGAAGCGUUGCUCUCCAUAGAAACUACAACUUCCAUCAGGCACUACUUCGGAGGAACAGGAAGAGAUGUGGGGGGAGGGGUGGCCUCAGAGCCUGGUGUCUUGAAAGAGAAACUACGACUCCCAGGAUAGCUGAGCUCUCAGCCUUACUGUGGGAGUGACAGAACUGAGACCAGACUCUGGGCGAGGAGGCCCGGAACCACCCAGACAGCAGCCAGAAAGGGGCGUGGUUGUAAUUUAGGGGCGUGGCACUGUGAGCAGCAGGAAGAAAUUACCUGUUGAAUCAUUCUGUCCAUUUUUCCUCAACCCUUGCAGCUACCCUUAAGAGGGAAGCGGCAGACCCUAAGCCUUUUCUGAAAGAGAGGUAAGGGGAGAUAGCCAAGGGACAGCAGAGGAGACUGACUAUUCCGUAGCAGGGAGCCAAAGGCUACUUUUGACUUGCUGAGUCAGGUGAGCCAGUCCCAUGGGGGCCAGGACCAGCAUAUGAGAAAAAGGAAAGGGCUUAAGAGAUAUUUGUUCGUUUUCAAGGCUGAAUUUAGAGCCCUUCACCUGCGGAUUGAUUUGGUAGACUGUGUCUGGGGCACUUUCGGGACAGCUAGUGGAAGGCGGAUCCAGGCAGCCUCCCGUUAGAGUUUUCCCUAGCGUCCCCCCGCCCCCCCCCCCCAAUAGUGUCCAAUGGCUUCUGUGGUCUGGGGCAGUACGCCCUGGUGGGGUCCGCCACCCCCGUCCCCAGCCCGGCCGCUCACGGACAUCGACUUCUGCUCUGGGGCGCUACUGCAGGAACUAACCCAGCUGAUACAGGAACUAGGCGUGCAGGAGAGCUGGAGUGACGGACCCAAUCCUGGACCAGACCUCCUCAGAGCCAAGGACUUUGUCUUCUCUUUGCUAGGUCUAGUUCACCGCCGGGACCCCCGCUUUCCUCCUCAGACAGAGCUCCUGCUGCUUCGUGGUGGUAUUCGCGAGGGCUCCCUGGAUCUGGGGCCUGCACCUCUAGGUCCCUAUGCCCGAGGCCCGCACUACGACGCAGGCUUCACGCUCCUGGUGCCUGUGUUUUCUCUAGACGGCCCUGGGCAGGAACUGCAAAUGGACAGAGCGUCCUGCUCCGCACGGCUGUGCCUCCCAGAGCUGAUGGGCGCGACCCCGGUGCGGGAGGCUUGGCGGGAUUGCCUAGGACCCCCCUUCGCAGGGGGACAAGGUCCCACGCAACGAACCCAAAGUGAGGAAAGCCCCAAGGGCCAGCAGCACGAGCACAUCACCGAGCUUGAGACUGAAGCCUCUUCGGAAAAAUCACCUAGUGACGUUUCAAGGCCUGAGUCGCCUCCGCAGGACUUAACAGGCCUGGGCUUUCCCGCAUCUUUGGAAAAACUGAGCGAUGGCGUCCCGGAGGCAGCGGCGGGGAGCUCGGUCCCAGGACCCGCGGGAGUGUCGGGGACUUGGCCCACGCUGUGCCCCGCCCAGGUGGCUGCCUGGUUCUUUUCCUCGCUGGCCGCGGUCGCCGAGUCCCUGUUCCCGGUCCCCGGGGCUCCACGCUUGGUCCACGCUGCCCGACACGCGGGCUUUACCACCGUGCUCCUGGCUACUCCAGGCCCCCCACGCCACCUCCUACUCUUCGAUUUGAUCCCGGUGGUAUCGGUGGCGGGUUGGCCCGAGGGGGCACGGAGCCACUCGUGGGCUGGCCCGCUAGCCUCGGAGCCGUCCUCCUUUUACCUUGUGCCCGGCGGCCUCGCAGAGCGGCCGGGCGCCUCCAGCUGGCUGCUCUGCUUUGCCCGGCAGGAGCUGGCGCUCAAGGCGCGCACCCCGGCUCCGCUGUUGCAAGCGCACGCGGCUGCCCAGGCGCUCCUGCGCCCCCUGGUGGCCGGGACCCGGGCUGCGGCGCCCUACCUCCUGCGGACCUUGCUCUACUGGGCGUGUGAGCGGCUGCCCGCGCUCUAUCUGGCGCGGCCCGAGAACACAGGCGCCUGCUGCCUUGGGCUACUCGAUGAGUUGGGCCGUGUGCUCGAGGCCGGGACGCUGCCCCACUAUUUUCUGAGCGGCCGAAAGCUCCUGGCUGGGGACGGCGCCGCAGCGCUGCUAUCGGCGUUGGCCAGACUUCGAGGCGACCCUGCCCGGGCCCUUCGCGCGGCGGUGGAGGAGGCCAAGGCUGCACGCAAGGGGGGCGGCUUAGCUGGCGUGGGAGGUGGGGCUCAUUAAAGACACGGCUCCUGCC
This is a messenger RNA of Erinaceus europaeus (western European hedgehog), 2307 nucleotides long. RefSeq names its product transmembrane protein 102 (gene TMEM102). The coding region runs from base 777 to 2291 and encodes 504 amino acids. The transcript is spliced from 2 exons. The record is from RefSeq and is a predicted model, not a curated record. Lineage: Eukaryota; Metazoa; Chordata; Mammalia; Eulipotyphla; Erinaceidae.